Molecule: messenger RNA, 2001 nt
Organism: Acyrthosiphon pisum (pea aphid)
Lineage: Eukaryota; Metazoa; Arthropoda; Insecta; Hemiptera; Aphididae
Exons: 2
Coding region: 1-2001 (666 amino acids)
Source: RefSeq, a predicted model, not a curated record
AUGGCGCCUUCGGAGUUGGCCGAAUGUAUUAGGAAACGCCGUGUAGCAAAGGGUAAAAUAACUCGAUUUGGAUCAUUCUUUGACACAUUCCAAAGGAAUGCAAGGCGCAACUAUACUGAGUUGAAGUUACGGCUGGACAAACUGGAAUCAUUGUUUGAUGAAUUCGACCUUCUUCAAACUGAAAUCGAAGGUUUGGAUGAAUCUGACUCGCAGCAAGAAGAACUCAUCAAAUUUGAAAAUGAAUAUUUUUCCAUACAAGCGGCGGCGGUGAACGAGUUAUCAUCACAAGAACAACAAUCACCUGAUCAAUCAUUCACUCAAAAUCAUCGACAGGGUGUUGAAGCUCACAUAAAGUUGCCGAGAAUCAACCUUCCUGAAUUUGACGGAGAAUAUGAAAACUUGCAGUGUUAUCGGGAUACUUUCAGUAUCAUGGUUCACAACGCUCGAAUACCUGCAGUAGAAAAAUUUCAAUAUCUCCGAUUAUCUUUGAAAGGGCUGGCGGCACAGUUAAUCGAAAUAAAUAAGUUAGAAAAAGCAUCAGCCUCUGAAACGAGAAGUUUCUUCGACACCUUUCGUCCACACCUGGGAGCUUUAAAAGCUAUCGGAGAACCAGUGGAUGAAUGGAGUACGCUAUUAGUACACAUAGCAUCAUCCAAACUCGAUGAUAAAUCGCUCAUGGAAUGGGAAGCUUCACGAAGAGACACAAGUGUACCAACAUGGAACGAGUUCACUACCUUUCUAAAUCAUCGAUGUCAAACGCUCGCAGCCAUUGAAGUUUCUAAAGUGCAGGGAAGAAGUAUGUGUCAAAACUCAUCAAUACUAGGUCGACGGUCAUUUACCACGGUUCAGCAAACGUCCAUCACGUCACAGUCAAAAUGUCCCAUGUGCAAAUUAGUACAUGCUCUUUAUCAAUGUCCAAAAUUUUUAGCUUUGAUAACGCCAGAGAGAGUGAAAUUUGCCAGAACAGUAAACGUUUGCGUUAACUGUUUGCGGGGGGGUCACCGAGCAUCAGCUUGUCGUAGUGUGGGUUGUCCAAAAUGCAACAAACGACACAAUAGCAAACUACAUCUUGAAGACGAGGAAAGAGAAGAAGCAUUUGCGAACAGUGCAUUAAUUUAUGAAGAAAAUGGAAAUGUUUCUGAUACUCAGGAAAGCAUAGUGGAUAGCGAAGAUAGCCAUAUAGCAUUAAAGGCACAAAUAAUAGAAAAGAGAAAACCCCUCGGUGAAGUAACAAUGUUAUCAACGGCUUUAGUUAUCAUUACCAAUGUGCGUGGUAAAGGAAUUAUGGCAAGAGUUUUACUGGAUUCUGGUUCCCAAGUCAACCUUAUGACUACCAGACUGGCCACAAAACUAGGGUAUCCAAUAACUGAAACAGCUACAACGGUAAGUAUCAACGGAGUAUCAGGUAUGUCAUGUAAAGCAAUUGGACAAGUCAGCGCUACUGUAAAAUCGAGAGUUAACACAUAUUCAACAGAUCUACGGUUCUUGGUAUUACAGAACAUCGCGAACACCUUGCAGUCAGUACAACCAACCAACGAAGUCAUGAACACAAUUAAUCUAGGUGAAUGUGCUGACCCAGACUUUCAUUCUACAAAAAAAAUUGAUAUAAUACUUGGCUCCGAAAUAUUCUACGAGCUAUUAUGUAUCGGUCAAAUAAAACCAGCAGGCACUCGCACAAUUUGGCAAAAAACUGUGUUCGGCUGGGUUCUGUCAGGGCGGGUACAGAGUGACCAAAUUAUUCCUCAAACUUCUUGUAUGACAACAAUGGUGAGUAGCGAUGAUAAUUCCAUUCAGAACGAAGUACAGAAGUUUUGGGAGCUCGAAGAAGUCGUUGAACCAAAGGAACGAAGAAAAUAUAGUAUUGAAGAAUGUAAAUGUGAAACCCAUUUCUUGCAGACGUCUUCAAGAGACGCCGAUGGUAGAUUUACGUUAAAACUACCAUUUCGUAACAACAUACAGCAAUUACUGGGUGAAUCACGUUUCAUGGCAACGAAGAGCUGA